AUGCUGCUGUGGUCAUUGCUGGUCAUCUUUGCUGCAGUCAAUGAACAGGCAGACCACCUCCCUGCCACAAAGACUGUCUGGGUUCUCUGCAGAAAUGGCAAAUCCAGUUUCCCUCCUUCCCUUGCAGGCGAGCUGACCCUUUUGGCGCCCUCUUCCGUCUUUGAAGGAGACAGCAUCGUUCUGAUAUGCCAGGGAGAAUGGAACUGGAAAAUCCAGACGAUGGCUUACUACAAGGAUAACAGAGAGUUAUCUGUUUUCAAAGAAGUCUCAAGUUUCCGUAUCCAAAGUGCAGUUUUAAGUGACAGUGGUCACUAUUUCUGUAGGACCAAAGGAAAGUUCCUGUUCCCGGAUCAAAAUUCAAAUAUAGUAAAGAUCAGAGUCCAAGAGCUGUUUCAACAUCCUGUGCUGACAGCCAGUGACUUCCAGCCCAUCGAAGGGGGUCCAGUGAGCCUGACAUGUGAGACCCGGCUUUCUCCACGAAGGCUGUAUAUUCAGCUCCAGUUCUGCUUCCUCAGAGAAAACCAGGUCCUGGGGUCAGGCUGGAGCAGCUCCCCGGAGCUCCAGAUUCCUGCCAUGUGGAGUGACGACACAGGCUCUUACUGGUGCAAGGCAGAAACGGUGACUCCCAGGGUCAGAAAACAGAGCCUCCCAUCCCAGAUUCGUGUGCGGAGAAUUCCCAUCUCUAAUGUGAGCUUGGAGACCCGGGCCCCUGGGGGACAAGUGACUGAAGGACAGAGACUGAUCCUGCUCUGCUCAGUGGCUGGGGGUACAGGAAAUGUCACCUUCUCCUGGUACAGAGAGGCCACAGGCACCAGUCUGGGAAAGAAAACCCAGCAUUCCCUGUCAGCAGAGCUGGAGAUCCUGUCUGUGAAGGAGAGUGAUGCCGGCAAAUAUUAUUGUCAAGCUGACAACGGCCACGAGCCUAUCCAGAGCAAGGUGGUGAAUAUACCUGUGAGAAUUCCAGUGUCUUGCCCGGUCCUCACCCUCAGGGCUCCCAGGCCCAAGGCUGUGGUGGGAGAUCUGCUGACACUUCACUGUGAGGCCCAGAGAGGCUCUUCCCCGAUCCUGUACUGGUUUUAUCAUGAGAAUGUCACCCUGGGGAACAGCUCAGCCCCCUCUGGAGGAGGAGCCUCCUUCAACAUUUCUCUGACUGCAGAACAUUCUGGAAACUACUCCUGUGAGGCUGACAAUGGCCUCGGGGCCCAGCGCAGUGAGGCAGUGCCAAUCUCCAUCUCAGGACCCGAUGGCCAUAGAAGAGACCUCAUGACAGCCAGAGUUCUUGGGGGACUGUUUGGUGUCCUUGGUUUCAUUGCUGUUGCUUUGCUGUUGUAUUGGCUGUUCCACAAGGUAUCAGGUUAACGUUAUGCAACUAGUGAACCCAGAGGUGCUUCCAGGCCAAAUCCUCAAGCAUCCACCCAUUCCAGCCCAAUCCCAGACAUGGAGGAGCUGCAGCCAGUGUAUGCCAACGUGGGCUCUGUAGAUACGGAUGUGGUUUACUCUCAGGUCUGGAGCAGCCAGCAGCCAGAAGACUCAGCAAACAUCAGGACAUUUCUGGAGAACAAGGACUCUCAAGUCAUCUACUCUUCUGUGAAGAAGUAAUAACACUUGGAGGAACCAGAAGGGAAGAUCAACAACAAGAAUGGGGCAUGAUUAAGACUUGCCAUAAAACCUCAUGAAAAUGCUCGAGGCUUAUCACCUGCCACAGCCAGAAUGAGCAUCUCCUGUCAUCAUUUUUGUUCUGAUCAUUUUCCUUCUCCAGUAUCUUCUUUUACUUAUUAAUAGUCAUUGAAGUGCUACUACAUCCAGACACUGUGCAAAUAAAUUAUUUCUGCUGCCUUCUCUUAAGCAAUCAGUAUGUAAAAAGUUGAGGGAAGGCCGGGUGCAGUGGCUCAAGCCUUCCCAGCACUUUGGGAGGCCGAGGGGGGUGGAUCACGAGGUCAAGAGAUCGAGACCAUCCUGGUCAAUAUGGUGAAACCCCGUCUCUACUAAAAAUGCAGAAAAUUAGCUGGGCAUGGUGGUGCAUGCCUGUAAUCCCAGCUACUCAGGAGGCUGAGGCAGGAGAAUUGCCUGAACCCAGGAGGCGGAGGUUGCAGUGAGCCAAGAUCGCGCCAUUGCACUCCAGCCUGGGGAACAAGAGCGAGACUCUGUCUCAAAAAAAAAAAGAGUUGAGGGAAGAAUGAAUAAGACAUACAAGGUCUCACCUUCACUACUAUGAAGUGAUGAGAACAGGACUUGUGGUGUAUUCACUUUUUUAUGUGCUGCUGAAUGCAGUUUGCGAGUAUUUUGUUGGGAAUUUUUGCAUAUAUGCUCAUCAGGAAUGUUGGCUUGAAAUUUUCUUUUUCCAUUGUGUCUCUGCCAGAUACUUGUAUCAGGCUGAUGCUGGCUUCAUAGAAUGCGUUAGGGAGGAGAACUUCCUUCUUGAUUUUUUGGCACUGUUUCAGUAGGAUUGGUACCAGUUAUUCUUAUACAUCUAGUAGAAUUCAGCUGGUGUAGGGCUUUUUGGUUAGUUGGUAAGAUUUUUAUUACUAAUUCAACUUGAGAGCUUGAUAUUGCUCUAUGCAGGGUUUCUGUCUCUUCCUUGUUCAAUCUUGGGAGAUUGUGUGUUUCCAGGAAUUUAUCCAUUUCCUCCAGAUUUUCUUCUUUAUGUGCAUAGAUUUGAAUGUAAACAUAACUUAUAUUCACUGGGAAACAAAAAAAAAUCUUUAUGACUUGCUUUAUUGCAAUAUUUGCUUUAUUUUGGUGACCUGGAACUGAACCUGCAAUAUCACCAAGGUUUGCCUAUAUUUGCAAAAACGUGCUUUUUGACACAGUAAAUGUGGGUAUUUGCAAUAAACUGUUGUAUUACUUUUGUAAGUGUAUAGAAUAAAAUAUAAACACUCUAU
Callithrix jacchus (white-tufted-ear marmoset) is the source of this 2882-nucleotide messenger RNA. The record is from RefSeq and is a predicted model, not a curated record. Lineage: Eukaryota; Metazoa; Chordata; Mammalia; Primates; Cebidae.